AUGAAAUACUCAAGAUUAUUUCUAUCAAUACAGACACUCAUUUCAUUAAAAUUGGAAUUUUGUGAUAUUGACAAUGAUUCGGCACGCCAUUUAGCAACCGCCUUAAAAACUAAUACAACAUUAAUUGAAUUAGAAAUCUUUAAUAAUCGUACUGGUACUGCUAUUGAUAAUGUAUUCAUGGAUUAUUUACUCGAUAUUUUCGAACAGAAUUCAACAUUAACUGAUCUGGAUGUUAGCUCGAAUGAAUUUAGUAUUAGAGGUGUUAAAUUUUUAACUAAUGCAUUAAAAUUGAAUAAAACACUGACUACAUUAAAUUUAGGAAAUAAUCAAAUAGGUGAUAAUGGUAUAGAUUAUUUAUCUGCUGCACUAAAAGAAAAUGAGGUCACACUUAUCAAUCUGAAUCUGUCUCGAAACCAAUUUGGGGAUAAAGGAGCUCAACAUUUAGCAGAUUUAGUAAAAGAAAACAAAAAGCUUAUUGAAUUGAAUCUUGAAUGGAAUAAUAUUACUCAUCAAGGUCGUUCUGAUCUGAUAUAUGCUCUUCAAUACAAUGAAACAUUGAUGCAAUUAUAUUAUUCUGUUAAUCUGAAUGAUCGUAUUGUUUUAAAACAACCUUUAAUCAAUUCAAUACGUCAAAUGAAAACACUUACCACAUUGGAUCUAAGUAACUGUCAAAUCUCUGAUCUACUGAUGGAACCAUUCGCUAUUGCCAUGAAAAAUAAUUCUACACUAAUCGAUUUAAAUCUUCAAGCAAAUGAGAUCGGUGAUACAGGUGCCAAGGAGUUAAGCAAUAUAUUAAAAGAGAAUGAAACACUUCAAAUACUAAAUCUUCAAAAUAAUCGAAUCUAUAAUGACGGUGCGAGAUAUUUAGCUGAUGCAUUAAAAACUAAUACAACACUUAUUACACUGAAUCUUUCAGAUAAUAAGAUUCUUGAAGAAGGAGAAUAUCAUUUAUUGAAUAUGGCAUUAUUUAAUAUAACAUUGAAAACAUUGUAUGUCAAUAAUGAUAAAAAUCUUAUUGAACUAUCAACAUUCUUAAUCAAUACAAUAAAUCAAAUGAAAACAUCCACAAGCAUCGAUCUCAGUAACAAAUCACUUCGUAAUCCAGAGAUACGAAUUUUAGCAAAUGUAUUACAAUCUAAUACUAUACUUACUACACUUGAUCUUCAUCAUAAUGAAAUUGAUAAUGGUAGUGCAGAGUAUUUAGCUGAUAUUAUGAAAAAGAAUAUAACACUUAUUACAUUAAAUCUUCGACAUAAUAAGAUUAAUUCUGAUGGUGUAUUUCACCUUUGCCAUGCAUUGGACAAAAACAAAACAAUCACUAUGAUUAAUUUACAAAAUAAUUUCAUUACAGAUCAAGGUGCUAAUCGUUUAAAUUUUGUUUUAAUAUUUAAUAAAACCAUAAAAAUAUUAGAUUUGAAAGGAAAUCAUAUUUCAGUAAAACUGGCAAACCGUAUUGCAAAUUCUAUACAAGAAGCUUCAAUAAUAAAUUUCGAAAGAGAUACUAUUAAUGAUCAAGAAUUACAAGAAUUGAUUGAUUCACUACAAAACAAUAUGACACAAACUACAUGGAAUCUUCAAAACAAAAGACUUGAUGGUCGAGCCAUACGUAUUAUAACAAAAUCACUUUACAACAACACAAAAGUUACAACAUUAGAUUUAUCAUACAAUACAAUUGCGAAUAACAGUGGACGAAUGUUUACGUCUAUACUGUCACAUAAUAAUACACUUCUGACAAUUAAUCUCCAAUAUAAUAGAAUGAAGGAUGCUGUAGCUAAACGUUUUGCAAAAGCUUUAGAACGAAAUACAACAUUAAUCAAUCUGGAUAUUGGAGGAAAUUAUAUUACUGGUAGAGGGGCUCGAAGUUUGGCUAAAGCUUUACGAAAAAAUCGAACACUUAAAUGUUUAAAUCUGCAAAAUAAUCUAAUUGAUAUAAAAGGUGUACAAAGUUUUGCCAAUGUAUUAAGAGAAAAUCAAGUGAAGUCAAUAUUUUGA
Messenger RNA from Adineta steineri, 1992 nucleotides. Lineage: Eukaryota; Metazoa; Rotifera; Eurotatoria; Adinetida; Adinetidae. The record is from the annotation of a GenBank genome assembly.